Molecule: messenger RNA, 1294 nt
Organism: Eruca vesicaria subsp. sativa (arugula)
Lineage: Eukaryota; Viridiplantae; Streptophyta; Magnoliopsida; Brassicales; Brassicaceae
Source: the annotation of a GenBank genome assembly
CCGCCUAAUCUUUCCGAUCAGCCCUAACUCGCCGCGCUCUACCUCCUAUCAACGUUUUAUCGUCCGCGUAAUCGGUUCAUCUGAUGAGAGACAGCGAACAAAAGACAAAAUCGUGUCUCUUGAUGGACUAAUACUUCCCGGUUGCACACCAAGAAAAAAAAAACCUUCCGAUAUGAGUGGUACAGUGCGUGAAGUCGUCUUCGGUGACAAGUCAGAAAAAGAAGAAGAAAAAGUGUUGAUUUCACUGGACAUUGAAGACGACAAGUUGUUUCUCUUACAUUUCAUCAUAGGAACUUACUUCGGACCAGAUUUACAUGAUGAUGAUCCGAACAAGAAAAAACAAUCAGCAUUUCAGAUUCAAGCGUCCUCGAAUCUCCCAACAAAAAAUGAGCUAAGUGCCUCACUAAUGAAACGAGCUGAGCUAGAAAGUGUGUAUCACCACGUUCUCCGCAACGUAGAUCCAUCGCUAGUCUUUAAUCGCAAGGUCUUAAGCCGAUAUUUUAACGAAAAACGCAACGCUUCCAAUGUGGAUUUCCCUCUUUUCAGAGAUCUGUAUCCUUCACAACUGCAUCCUGAAUCUCGUGUUAGGAAUCAGUAUAAGCUCUAUGAGAGCAUUGUGUUCAUCAACGAUCCUGAUACUUCUUGUAUGAGACAGAACUGUCUUGACCGCUUUAAGCUGCUUACAGGAUUGCAGGGCUUUACUUUAAGCCUUAACAUUGAAGCCACUGAGGUUGAUGAUGAUGAGACCUUGGAAACGUUGGAAGGAGGACGUAGUUGCCAUGAUGAACCCACGCUUGAAGUUAAUGGGGCAAUCGCUGCUGGUCAGAUGAUGGGACUAAUGGAUAUCGGUGAAUGUGCUGACGCUUAUCUCUUCCGUGUAUCGCUUCCUGGUGUGAAAAGAGAUGAAAGACAUUUUAGCUGUGAAGUAGAAGACAAUGGAAAAGUACUAGUUAGAGGAGUCACUACAACAGGAGAGAAGCAAGUUCAUCGUUAUUCUCAGGUGUUUAUGAUGAACACGCAGAACCUUUACCCACCCGGUCACUUUUCUGUCUCAUUUCACCUCCCUGGUCCUGUCCUUCCGCAGGAGUUUAUCGGCAGCUUCGGAAUAGAUGGGAUAUUCGAAGGGACUGUAAUGAAGAAGCUGCAGAAACAAACUGUGUAAUUCUGAUACUUGUCGGUAUCAUCACAUUUUGGUUUUGGAUUUGGCUUAUGGCUUAGUUAUUAUAUAUUGGUUGCUUUUGUAAGUUCAAUUAAAAUCCAUAGAGCAGCAAACAUAAAGAGAUUUGCAAAGGGG